Molecule: messenger RNA, 3696 nt
Organism: Xiphophorus maculatus (southern platyfish)
Lineage: Eukaryota; Metazoa; Chordata; Actinopteri; Cyprinodontiformes; Poeciliidae
Gene: gpr19
Product: G protein-coupled receptor 19
Exons: 3
Coding region: 2228-3496 (422 amino acids)
Biological process (GO): G protein-coupled receptor signaling pathway
Cellular component (GO): plasma membrane
Molecular function (GO): G protein-coupled receptor activity
Source: RefSeq, a predicted model, not a curated record
AACCUGAGUGACGUUGGCUCCUCACCUUCUUCAAAUCAGACAAAAUUAGUAUCAAACAUUUGUGCUACGUUUGUGCAGCAAGAAGUUUCCUUUGUGCUGCUCACAUCAUUUUAAAGACACUAAGAAAUGCUUCUAGAGGUCAUGAAAGGUCAACCAGCCCCCCUGCUUCCCCCACACUUCAAAUCAGGCAGAAUAUCUGAUUUCCAGGUUCUGUUUUUCCAGAACUUUUGUUCCAGGCCAGAUUUUGACCAGGUUCUGAUCCAAUUCUGACCUGGUUCUGACUCUUUUAGAAACCUCUAACAAAACUUUGUAUGUGGUUCCGAGUCCUCUGACCGAUCCGAACCAGCCUCCUGUAACACUUGGUUCUGGAUGGCUGAAGGCAGGCCGGGCCAACAGCGCCCCCUGCCGGACUGGCUGUUCUCUGGCGUCCAGCAGGGGGCGCGGACGUGCUGCCAGCCUGCCAAAUGUUUAUUCCUGCUUUUGAUGAUGAUAAAUGGGUUUAUUCACAUAUUCACAUGUUUCUGUUUCUUCUUCACUCUGAUUGGUCCUCUCGGUGCCGCUCGGCUCACAGGUCCAAUCGGUUCUGAUCACCAGUUUCAUUUGGAUUGUACUCUGCUGUGCUCUGAAACAUUUUCUGGAAUCUGAACCAGAUUUGAUUUUUCCUCCGCUGUCAGAACGUUCUGGAGGUUUUGGUUCCUUUUUCUCGUCCUGGUUCAAAUCUGUUCGUUCAGGGAGCCUUUGUUUUGCUCCUUUCCACUCUGCUGCUGGUUUCCUAUGGCAACCGGCUUGUGCUGCAGUCGUCAUGGCAACUAGCUGAGACCACAGCCAAUCAGAGCAGGCGGUUGUCUCCUUUUACAGAGCCACAUAGAGGCUGCAGGUCCAGGCAGCCCAAGGUUAAAGGUCAGAGCUAUCAGUGUGAACAGCGCCCUCUAUGGCAGCGGCUGCAUCAUGCUGUGGGCUGAACCGGAUCUGAGCCUGUUCAUGAAAUUCUGCCUCAGUCUGGAGAAUUUCACCGAGAUCCAGCCGGAGGUCCAUGCACUUCCUGCCUGUUACCAUGGUAACUGCUGCUGCAGAACAGGUCAGGUUCUAGUUUCUAGAUGAGGUCAACCAAUCAGAGCCCAGAAAAGAUAAAGAUGAGGCCUCUUCAUCACCAGGAGUGAUGCAUCUGUCUUCAUGAGAGCAUCUUUGAUCCUGAUGAAGAUGAAGCUGAUGAAGCUCUUCCUCUCCUGCUGGGCCCCUCUAAUGCCUCGGUUCCGGUUCUCCUUCGGAUCUCGGUUUCAUCUCCAGGUUCGGAACAGCGCCCCCUGCUGGUCUGGACCCCGCAUGAGGGUCGGACUUCCGGGUCUGUUUAGCUCACCUGGCUCAGAGUCGAACCCUGACUUCAUUCACUCAGGUAAGAAGCAUCAAUUUCUUCUGCUUGGGAACUGGUUCUGGUUCUGGUUGUGUCCUGUGCUCUACGGUUGGGCUCAGAACCAGAACCUCCAUCUGGACCGGUCUGUUCUUGAGGUCCGGAUCGUAUAAUAUUGUGGAAAUAACAGAUUAUUUAUUUUUAUCUUCAGAUUAUUGCUGACUGAAUCUUCGGACUUUCUAACAGAACCUUGGAUGUUGUUUUACGUGUUAAAGAACUACGAACACGAACUCAUUCAGUUCAAAUGUAAUUUUAAAGGGACAGUGCUCAAUAAUAAACAUAAUUUAAGUUAACCUGAGCCAACUAAAGGAAGCUAGUUUUCGAUUAUAGUCCAUUUAGCAGUUGUUCUAUAAAAAUUAACUAAAUUAAAAUAGUGCUUCAUUAACAAUUACAUGACAAGAAAUCAUGAGAAAAGCAGAACCAUUUCUGGGUCCUAAUGGAGAUGUUCUUCACCUGUUUUAAGCCUGUUCCUUAAAGAAAGCUCUCGGCCCGCCCUGCUGCGCCUCCUCUUCAUCGUCAGCUUCAUCCUGAAGACGGACAGCCAUGAUGUCUGCCGCCUCCUCUUCCUCCUGCUGCUGAAAACCCCGGGAUGAAGCUCCUCUUCCUCCCGCUGGUCCGGAUUCUGUAGCGGAUUCGGAACCCGCCGCACCGCUGGUUCGGUUCCGUCUAGCAGCAGCAGAUGUUUGGCCGCCUCGCUGACGCUGCGACACGGUUUGUUUACGUGUGAAGAGGAUGAAGAUCCGGAGGUCCAGGAGGAAGAACGAUGACAGGAAGCUCCAGUGAUGCCGAACAUCUCAUCUGUGACGCUGCGAUAUAGAAAUGGUGUAUGCUCAGUCCACAAACAGAGUUGGUUUGAAUCCCUCCUUCUACUCCCCGUUCUUCAAGAAUCAGAUGUCAUUUAACUUCUCCAAGAAAGAGAACUUCACGGUGCUGGCUGCCUUGCCUACCUCUGCGCUCUACAGCCUCGAGGGCUCGACCCCCAGGCAGCCCAACGCCACCGCCGCCUCUGGUGACCUGUCCUCAGGGGAGGUCGCUAUCCUGGGCCUGGUGUUCGGCUUCCUCUGGCUGGUCUCCAUCCUGGGAAAUGCCCUCGUUUGCCUGGUCAUCCACAGGAGCCGGCGGACUCAGUCCACUACCAACUACUUUGUGGUGUCCAUGGCGUGUGCAGACCUGCUCAUGAGCCUGGGCUGGGCUCCGUUUGUCCUUCUGCAGGUGGCUGCAGGACAAUGGCCUCUGAGCGCUGCUGCCUGCAAGGUUGUUCGUUACCUGCAGCACCUGUGCCCCGGCGUCCAGGUUUAUGUCCUGCUGUCGAUCUCUGUGGACCGCUUCUACACCAUCGUCUAUCCGCUCAGCUUCAAGGUGUCCAGAGAAAAGGCCAAGAAGAUGAUUCUGGCCUCAUGGUUGUUUGAUGCAGCCUUUAUCGCCCCUUGUUUUUUCUUUUAUGGCUCUGCAGACAGUCAUUGUGACUUUUUCCUCCCCAGCAGUUGGGGUAGUAUCACCUACGCUGCAUUUCACCUUCUGGUUGGCUUUCUGGUCCCAGUUGGACUCAUCAUUUCCUUCUACCAGCAGGUGGUUCGCUACAUCUGGAGGAUCGGAGCUGACGGCCAUACGGUGCGUCGGACCAUGAACAUCGUCCCGCGGACUAAAGUUAAGACCAUCAAGAUGUUCCUCAUGCUGAACUCAGUUUUCUUCCUCACCUGGACGCCCUUCUACGUGGCCCAGCUGUGGCACCCUGAGGAGGCCGACACCCCCGGCAGGCAGGAGCUGCUGUUCUUCACAACCAUCGCUUGGAUCUGCUUCAGCUCCACGGCCUCCAAACCCACCCUGUACUCCGUCUACAAUGCCAACUUCAGGCGCGGCAUGCGAGAGACCUUCUGUAUGUCAUCCAUGAAGUGCUACCGCAGCAACGCUUACACCAUCACUGCCAGCUCCCGGAUGGCCAAGAAAAACUACGUUGGGGUGGUGGAAAUCCCUGUCCAAGCUAAGACCAUCACCAAGGACUCGGUGUACAAUGCGUUUGACCGGGAGGCGAAGGAGAAGAAGGUAGCCUGGCCCACCAACACCAACCCGCCCAACACUUUCGUUUGAGCGACUGAGCCAACGCCACGGUUAUUGGGCGCCGUUUGUCAAGUUACACAGUAAAAAAUUGCCAACAAUAAUUUGGGUUAUUUAGCCUGACAUAGAGGACAAAAUGUGCAAGCUAAGCAUUUAGAUAGCAAGCUAAAUAUUUUGCUUGCGUUCCAAAUACUUAAAUAUUUAGGUUGUAACCAAAUAUUUAGCUAAUAUUA